GGCGUCGACUUGCUCUCGUCAAUACCAAAUCUCCUUCGGAAUCCCGGUGCAACAACUCUGCGCGAGCUCUCUCACAAGAUGCAUCUGCUCUCACAGUGUGGAGUUGAGGCAUGCGCUGCCAUCGAAAAAAUGAUUUCCGAGCAACGCCACAUGUGUGAGGGCUGGUUCAUCGCCCUGGCAAAUUUGGCCCACGUGGUAGACAAAACCCAGAUCCGGCUGGACAACUACUACAAGACCUACAAUCAGUUCUGCAUCGACGCCGUGCACUGGGAAAAGAAUCUCAAGAGGUUUGUCGUCUUCCUCUAA
Messenger RNA from Dibothriocephalus latus, 306 nucleotides. Lineage: Eukaryota; Metazoa; Platyhelminthes; Cestoda; Diphyllobothriidea; Diphyllobothriidae. The record is from the annotation of a GenBank genome assembly.